Molecule: messenger RNA, 2116 nt
Organism: Amoebophrya sp. A25
Lineage: Eukaryota; Dinophyceae; Syndiniales; Amoebophryaceae
Source: the annotation of a GenBank genome assembly
AGCACAGAACUUCUUCGUAUAACUUCUCGUAUAUUAUUUUCCCCUCUACUUCAUGUUGUACUCCUGUACAUUUUCAUGUAUGUACACCCCUGUGUGUCCCUCGGUGGAGCCUUUUCUCGUGCUUGUUUCCUGAAUCCUAAUCUUCAUCUUUUCUAGUCUUCGGGCUGAAUCAAAUUCAUUAUGAAUAAGUAUCAGGAAAAGCAUUAAUCUGCUUGCUAUUCUUUCACAGUACGGAUAAGGAUAACGUUUUCAUAUCAAUCAAUAUCUCUUCUAUUCAGCACCUCAGAAAAAUGUCAGCGUGUACGUCAGAGCGUGUGAUUUAUCGUGAGGAAAACCCUGAUCCAGGGCUGGUGGUCUUGGCAACCCUAUUAUGCACUGCGCUUGUCGUCGCGUCCUCUUAUCUGGCCUACCUCUACUAUGAACGUCAGAUGGCCGCGAAACAAGAAGCGGGAGGGGCCGCUGAGGGUGAUCUCGAACUAUGGGGAAAAGGAUUACAAGGCCAAUGGCAAACGCAAGGAGACCAAGCUCGCGAGUGGGAUGCAAAUCCUUACCAAGCAGCGGGAUAUGGUAAAAUCUAUAAUGAUAAAUUCAAUUUGUUCAUUUGGAAUUUACCAGGAGACUUUAUAUUCAUGAUGAUUCAACAAGUACAAGUUGUUAGUUUACUACAGACUAGAACUUCUGAUGUUAUUCACAACGCAUUAGAAUUAUCAAGUUCUCGUAAAAAAAAUUGAGAUUUGCUUAGAUCUGUCUUAUUCUGGUCCCCUGCAGACACGAUUGUACUGGAAGUGCAAGACGUAGUAUCGUACUUCUUCUUCUUUCUCCUUCGUGGAAAUUUCAUUUUGCUAUUCUCAUCACAAUUUCGAGGAUCAUGGACCAAAUAAUGAAAAAUACAUAUACAAUCAGCACUUCCAUAUUCUCCUCCUCUACACAUGCGUCCUCAUGAAAUCAGCGCAAAAGGGUACCCCAGCUCGUCGGGCAGCCACUGCAGUCGCCGGAAAGGGUGGUGGUCCUGCUCCUCGCGCAAGUUCACCUGGUGGCAAGAGUGGCAGUCCUGGCCAGCAAGGUCAGUCCAUGGUAGGAGCAGCAAACAAGAUAAAAAUGGCAAUGUCAAUGAAUUCGCUUCCUCCUGGAAAAAAGGGUAAACCUUCACCGACUACAUCAAGAGACGCUAGUCCUGCUAGUCGCAAAGGAAAAGGUGAUCCUUUGGAUACGAAAGGUGGUGGAAAAUCUCCAUCAUUUUUUGGCAAGGACAGUGCCGCUAUGGGUACGGCUGGAGGUCCUAGAUCCUACGGAAAGAUGCCAGGCAAAGGACCAAUGAAGGAGGGCUCGCCAGAGCACGAUAAGGUUAAGGGCCUAAAAAAAGGCGAAAAGGGUCUUGGAGUUGAAGCAGAAGGAAAAGGGAUGAAAAAGGCUAUGAUGAAAAAGCCGUCGAAGCACUAGAAAGUCAACAAGAAUAGUUCGUGAUAUAAAUACCGAUACCCUGCUGGAGAAGUGCGGGACCAGGAGGCGGCAGCAGAAGGACAUUGAAUGAAAAAGGCUAUGAUGAAAAAGCUGUCGAAGCACUAGAAAGUCAACAAGAACAGUUGGUAAUACAGAUACCGCGCUGGAGAAGUGCAGGACCAGGAGGAGUUCGUAUUUCAUCGUCAUCCUGUAAAACGAAAUGGGUUUUGGUUUUGCUCUUCAACAUUCUACCCUAGGGGUCCUCGGUAGGAAUUGUAUGUCCAAAUUUUCCUUAUUUCAUAGUCUUCAUACCAUCAAUGGAGUUCUAGCGUUCCGAUUUUCAGGUAGGCAAAGGAAAGUAUUUAUAUAGUCUUUAGUCUAAAGACUAUAUAAAUAUGAUGAUCUGACCUUUCGCUUCUUCGAGCGUACGAUGAAGAUCAUAGUCACCAUCUUACUAAGUACGCUGUGGUGUUAAUUGUUUGAUUUGGUAUGAAUAUCUUUGAUUUUGAAUUAGUCGAAUGAAAACGAGUAAUGGAACUGAGACGCCCACAGGGGUUGCGUAGACGACGAAUUAUUUCCUAGGCUUACUUUGGUAUAAUUGAUGCUUCGAUUAUUAUUGACGGCUUCAAGGCUCUUUUUCUGCAUGUGGUUGGAAACUCUUCCUCAUAUUUAUAUU